ACAUCUUCUGAUUUAGGGAUGUCAGUACCUUAACUGACUUGCUAGUUAAAUACACAUUGUUAUCACGUUUUAACAAAAUACGCAAACAGGUUCUCUGGGAGAGUAACAAACUGUAUGGGCGGUGUUACUUGUCGAGUUUUGAAACUGUACAGUUGUCAUGUGAUCAAAGUCUCCGGUUGUAAGCACAGCGCGCAAAGAGCGCAGUUGAGUGUGCUUACUUGGACACAGAGCAAACAGCGACAGCAAGGACUUCCCAUACGCUACCAACUACUUGAGGGAACGCGUAAAAUGAACAAUUUAUCUCAGAAUGUUGGAUGUUGCUUUUUAUUCUAACGUAUGCGGAUGUACAAUUAAUUUAGCACUUAAAUGACAAAACUCUUUUCCAAUCCGUUUCCAUCCUCAAAAAACGUAAUUUGAAUAGUUAUCUAAAGGGGAAAAAGGUUUAGUUUUAGUUUAUGAUGGAGUCCAAGGAAAGUAAGAUAUCUGUGUGGGUUUGCCGAGAGGAGAAGCUUGUCUCCGGACUGUCAAAGCGCACCACCUGUGCAGAUGUGGUCAAUGUGCUCCUAGAGGAUCAAAACUUGCAACAAUGUGUCUCUGUAGCCAUGCUCUCGGGAUCACCCCAGUCCUAUUGCAUCGUAGAAAAAUGGAGAGGAUCUGAGAGAAUUUUGCCCAAUAAAACGAAGAUCCUUCGACUUUGGGGCGCGUGGGGAGAGGAGCAGGAGAACGUGCGGUUUGUGUUGGUUAAAAAUGAGGCUUCUUUGGCUAACCAUGGACCCCGGAGCGCAGAGGCCCGUGUGGUGCUCAGCAAGGAGAGCCCGUGCAUUUACAAGGGGACAGCAAGAGCCACCAUGGGCUUCUCACCCGAGAAACAACGUCGGAUUGUUAGGAAAGCUUUCAGAAAGUUGGAUAAAAUAAAUAAAAAGAAGGCGCAAACCGUGUCCAAGGAUGCGCCCACUGGGGAGAAAAUUGAAACUUUGGUUCACCUGGUCAUAUCCCAGGACCACACAAUCCGCCAACAGAUCCAGAGAAUUAAAGAACUGGACAGAGAGAUAGAAAUGUAUGAAGCUAAAGUUCAUUUUGACAGGAUGAAAAUGCAUGGGAUCAAUUACGUGCAGGACACAUACUUAGUGGGCGCGCAUUCUGACGGGCUCUCCAAGCAGGAGGGUGAGAAGCCGUGCUCGGCGGAGGCUGUUGCCCAGUUCGAGGAGUAUGCCCAACGGUGUGAGGAGGUGAUUCGACUUCAGGAUGAAUUGGCUGAGCACGAAGCGCUCAUGGACAGCAUUACUGUGGAGAUCCAAGAGGAACUGAAUCAGAGGUGGAUGAAGCGAAGGCAAGAGGAGCUGUCAAGUAAAGAGGUGAAACCCAGUGCGGGAGAGACCGCUAUGUGGGUAUCAGCAGCCCAUGCGACACACACAGACACUUUAGCCCUCGAGGCUGACACAUCAUCCGAUAACGAUUUGCUUCUGGAGGAGGAGAGGAUCAAAACGCAGCUGGAUACUAGUUUAUACAUUGGACUGCGCUUGAACACGGAUUUGGAGGCUAUUAGGAAUGAUUUGAAUGUAACCCAGGAUAUUUGGGGGGCGAAAGAAAAGGAGAUACGGGAUUUGCUGGAGAAAGUGAACUCAUUGUAUAUAGAGGAUGACGAGAAACCAAGCGAGGACAAUGACUGCAACUCUGUGGUUACUGAGGCAGCAAUGAUGCGUCCCCUGGAGACGAAAAGCGAGUGGGUGGAGCAAGCCAGGGGGCUUUCAAAGACAUGCGAUGCCAACGAUGACGACUCAGACACUGGCCUGAGCUCCAUGCACAGUCAGGACUCGGAUAACCCGCCUGUGUGCGAGUCAUUGGUAUAAAUUGCCAGGAUGCUUCAAAUUCUAUUGACAAUUAUGGGACCUAAUUACUGUCUGUCUAAAAACUCAGGGAUCUGACAUAGAGUAUAUCCCCACAAUGAACAACACAAUACAAUGUAUUAAAAAAUGUCCCAAAAUGUAUUGACUAAUAUGUAGCUUACAGAAUCAAAAUACUCGGUCACUUAUAUAUAUAAGCACUUAUAGCUAUUCACAUAUUUUGCUGCCUUUUCUCUAUAAAAAACAACAACUUUGACAUGUGUCAGGAUAAGACACAACUCAGUGUUAUUGGUCAGAUUAUUAUUGGUUAAUUAAUAAGGGAUGGAAGUCUUUGUGGUUUGCAAGACUUAACAGACUUAAAAUAGACCAUGCUAAAUGUAACACUGCACACGUGCUAAUUCUGGUUGGAAUGUGAUUUUGUGGACACACUGAUGAGUCUUAAAUAUGAAGGGUGUAUGAUAUACUAAAAUAAACAUA
Molecule: messenger RNA, 2321 nt
Organism: Oncorhynchus gorbuscha (pink salmon)
Lineage: Eukaryota; Metazoa; Chordata; Actinopteri; Salmoniformes; Salmonidae
Product: ras association domain-containing protein 10-like
Exons: 1
Coding region: 456-1850 (464 amino acids)
Biological process (GO): signal transduction
Source: RefSeq, a predicted model, not a curated record